This is a messenger RNA of Spinacia oleracea (spinach), 2161 nucleotides long. Its product is annotated as phospholipase A1-Igamma2, chloroplastic. Lineage: Eukaryota; Viridiplantae; Streptophyta; Magnoliopsida; Caryophyllales; Amaranthaceae. Bases 206 to 1777 code for a protein of 523 amino acids. Gene Ontology annotation, biological process: lipid metabolic process. Gene Ontology annotation, molecular function: glycerophospholipase activity. The record is from RefSeq and is a predicted model, not a curated record. The transcript is spliced from 2 exons.
UAUUAUUGGAAGUACAUAAAAGAUCGAUAUGCCAGAAUGGCUAUCCCAUGCUUUUGUUUAUUUAUUUGUAUAUUUAAUUUUGUUAUCUUGAUUCAUGUGUUUGAAUUAAUUUUAUCACUUUGUCGUAUCCCACUAGCUUUUUUUUUAUUAGUCCUAUAUAUUCAUAUCAUAAUCACUAACAUCAUUUUCCUUACAUAUCUCUAUAAUGUCAAUUUCUCUCUCAAAUAUGCAAGCUCUUCCCUUCACCACAAACCAUAAUAAUAAUCUUUCCAUUCGGCCCGAAAACCCAUUUCCGGUGACGCUUUCGACCCAAAAAUACCCGUCCGGGAGGCCCGAAGAUGCAAUCCUUACCACUAAACCAAGUUCGGUUGUGCAAGUUUUAUCAAGAACAAAUGAUGCAUUGUCCUAUACAAUGAUUGAGCCUUGGAGAGAAACAGGAGUGGAAUAUGGAAGGGAAGUGUAUGGGCCUGGGCCUGGGCCUGUAAUGAAGGAAAGGGCUGAUAAUGAGUUAGUGGGCCGUUGGAGGGAGAUUCAUGGAGAGAAUGAUUGGGCCGGGCUACUUGAUCCAAUGGAUUCUCUCUUACGGGCCGAACUUAUCCGGUAUGGGGAAAUGGCCCAAGCCUGCUACGAUGCGUUUGAUUUUGAUCCAUUUUCAAAAUAUUGUGGGAGUUGUAGGUAUUCAAGGCACAUGUUCUUUAAAGGUCUUGAAAUGGAGGAUUAUGGGUAUGAUGUAACAAGAUACUUGUAUGCUACAUCCAAUAUUAACUUACCUAACUUUUUUAGGAACUCUAGAUGGCCCAAAGUUUGGUCCAAGAAUGCUAAUUGGAUCGGGUACGUGGCGGUAUCCAACGACGAGAGGUCCAAACAAUUGGGCCGUAGGGAUAUAAGUAUUUCUUGGAGGGGUACGGUGACCCGUCGUGAGUGGGUCCAUGAUCUUAUGGACUUCCUUAGGCCCGUAUCCGACGAGAAAAUCCCGUGCCCGGACCAAAAUGUCAAGGCCGAAUCCGGGUUCUUGGACCUUUACGCCGAUAAAGACCCAGAUUGCCGGUAUUGCAAGUUCUCGGCCCGAGAACAAAUAUUAACCGAGGUGAAACGACUUUUAGAGUUGUACCACGACGAAGAAGUGAGUAUAACUAUAACGGGCCAUAGCUUGGGUAGUGCCCUAGCCAUUUUAAGUGCCUAUGAUAUAGCCGAGACGGGUAUCCACAUCGGGUCAAGCAACCGGGCUACACCGAUAAGCGUGAUCUCGUUCUCGGGCCCGCGGGUCGGGAACUUAAGGUUUAAGGAGAGGUUGGAGGAGCUAGGGGUGAAAGUGCUUAGGGUGGUAAAUGUGCAUGAUAUGGUUCCUAAAGCACCAGGAUUAGUAAUAAAUGAAAAAUUACCAUCGGGUUAUUUAAAAUUGGCCCAAUGGUCACCUUGGAGUUAUUGUCAUGUAGGCGUGGAGCUUGCUUUGGAUCAUAAGAAUUCUCUAUUUCUUAAAGACACCAACGACCCAACUUGUUCACACAAUUUGGAGGCCCACUUACAUCUACUUGAUGGGUACCAUGGAAAAGGGAAAAGAUUCCAUCUAACAAUGGGAAGAGACAUUGCAUUAGUGAACAAAUCUUGUGAUUUUUUGAAAGAUCAUUACCAAAUCCCUCCUUAUUGGAGACAGGAUCAAAAUAGAGGGAUGAUCAGGAGUAAAGAUGGCCGUUGGAUCCAGGAAGAGCGUCAUAUUCUUGAUGAUCAUCCUGAUUGUACUCAUCACCAUCUUAAACAACUUGGACUUACACACUAGUACUCAUUCCCAUGUUCAACGGGCCGGGUUAGGGCCGGACCAGGCCGACUUAUACGGCUUUUAAAAAAAUGGGUUGGAUACGGGUUUUACUGCCCCCCAGCCCACUUAACAGGUAUAAUUCCAAUAGUCGGGGUUGUAUGAUAUGAUUUGAGAUCGAAUCCCGUAAAUAUCACUAACUGACCUCUAUCAUGUACAAGCUCAGCUGUAGAUCACGCCAUCACGGAGUUUCGAUAUCCAUAGGUGUCAAUUAGUGAGUACGAGGUACAAAGUGUGAAUGAUAAACGUUUGUAUAUGUAGUUGUGUACUCUUGUAAUAAGGCUCUAUUUGGUUUGUCGUAAAACGUUUUCACGAAAAAAAAAUCAAGGAAAAACCACAAUUCCAAAC